This is a messenger RNA of Actinia tenebrosa (Australian red waratah sea anemone), 2531 nucleotides long. RefSeq lists its product as uncharacterized. Gene Ontology annotation, molecular function: protein serine/threonine kinase activity; GTPase activity; GTP binding. Gene Ontology annotation, biological process: protein phosphorylation. The record is from RefSeq and is a predicted model, not a curated record. NCBI's taxonomy places the organism in Eukaryota, Metazoa, Cnidaria, Anthozoa, Actiniaria, Actiniidae.
AGGGCAUGCUGGRAUAGGGUUAUUCUCUUAAGCUUGUAGCUUUGCAGUUUUGGGAGCUAUCACUGCUAUCUCCUCGAAAAGUCUGACGCUUUAGAAAUCACUAUUCUCUAGUAUAUGAACUGGUAUCCUCCUUUUCAAAUAUUUAGGAUAUAUUUAAGACAUUUAAGAGACAUCUCUUGGUGUAGAGUGAACAUAUAACUAAAACGUUUCUAUCAAAUCAUGAAACCGGAAGUAGGGUUUCGAUCGAUCACAUGAAUUGAAGGCCUCAAAUCAUGUUAAUUAAUCGUGGUCAUCGUAACUGGUCUAAUUGAGUUGAUAUGACUGAGAAGAAGUGGGCUUCUUCACUUGACGUUUCAGAGGAAACUAUCUUGUACGGCGAGAGCAUCGGGAAAGGCUCGUUCGRUGAAGUAUGGUCUGCUGUAUGGUGUGGAUCUCAAGUGGCAGCCAAAACGAUCCACGAAAAGUACUUUAAAAAAGAAUAUGAUCAGGAAAUAAGAGACUUUUACAUAGGAAAACUCAGAAAUGAAUGGAAAGUAUUACAGGAGCUGGUCCAUCCAAACAUCGUACGAAUGUAUACAGUACUCUUCCCUCCACACAAUUCACCGGUAAUUGUUAUGGAACGGAUGCACUGUGACCUUCUGCACUACAUUGAAAACUCCACAAGUAUUCCUAAAGUCAGUCCAAGUAAAGGGUUGUCAAUUGCUCUAGGAGUUGCUGAAGGGUUGGAAUAUCUACAUGGAUUUCGCCCGGAUCCCGUGGUACAUCGAGAUCUUGCUACCAAGAACAUUCUGCUAACAGUGGAUGGCCAACCAAAGAUUGCAGAUCUUGGGGUGGCUAGAAUAUUUGCUGCUGGUAAGGAUGAUUUUGCUACAGCAAGGCCAGGUACUCCCUUGUAUGCUGCGCCUGAAACCUAUAAGAAGAUUAUCGGAGGUGAUACGGCUAAAUAUGGACCUAAAGUGGACAUAUUUUCCUUUGGUGUUGUAGUGCUGGUAAUCAAUAUAGGCCAUGAACCUGUUUACUUGCCUAUAAAUCGUCCAAAAGGACCCAAACUUUCUGAAUUAAAAAAGAGAGAAAAGGAUAUCCAGAAAAUACAAGACCCCGGGAUUAGACAGCUUGUAAUUCAUUGCCUUCAAGAGAAAGGUUCCAAUAGACCAAGCGCAUGCAUGAUAGUGACAGACCUACGAAGAAUUAAAGAUGAAAGACAAGGUCAAAUGGUAACAUGCCCUCAAGCUGUCACUUUUGAGAAAGUUUCUCCUCAACCUUCUUGUGAUUACGCGUUCAAAGUGCUUUUCCUUGGAAAUAGAUAUGUUGGGAAGUCCUGCUUGUUUGAGCUACUAAAAAAUCCAGUAUAUAAGAUUAAACAAACUAUGCCAUUGACUAUGUCAAUAUUCCCAGUCAUACAAUGGUUUCAGUAUAGUUCUUUUUUCGUUAAGAUGGAAAUAGCAGACACUUCAGGAGAAGAGCGUUUCUUUUCCUUGACAUCAAGUUACUAUCGUGAUGUGCAUGGUGCUUUUCUAACCUACGAUAUUUCUAGUGAGGAGUCAUUAGAAAAACUGCCAUUCUGGAUUAAAAAUUUAAAAACAUACAACAAUAAAGAUAACACCAAGAUGCUUCUAGUUGGAAACAAAUUGGAUUUAAGACAAAGCAUGAAACCACAGGAGAUGGUUCCAAAAGAAAAAGCUUUGGCGUUUGCAAAUAUGUUAGAGUGUCCUUAUGUAGAAACAAGCGCGAAAGACAUUGACAGUGUAAUGGCAAUGUACAAGAAGAUGGUUGAAAUUCUGAUAAGUGAAGUCAACCAUGAUGAUGUCAGAAUUCAAAUGGAAGAAGAAAAGCAAGGAAAUGAAAGAUCUACUAUAAAUCUGUUUACACAAUCAAAGAGGAAAUUAAGGAACAAUGUGAGUUGUCCCUCUCCCUCUUGCAAAAAUUCUUGAAUUUCAAGCUGAGUUGAGGAUCUGAAACAUACACUGAAGGCACAGACAACUCAGAAUUACUCUACACCUGCAUGAGGUGAACGGAAAAUAAAUCUCUCAUUUUUGAAUUGCAUUUGUUCUAUUCUGCUUAUAUUUGAAUCAAUUCGAAAACUUGUUUGAAAUCAUUGUUUGCUUCUUCUAGAAACAUAGUAAUAAGGUUAAUUGGUCAGAACAUGUGAUUUGUAUUCAUGAUAUAUCUAUAUAUCAUGAUAUAUAACUAUAACUAACUCGGAAAAUUAGAAUUAAUAACACAAUACUUACAUUUAAAUAACUUUAGGUUGGAUCCAUUAAUUGAAAUCCAAGAGCAAUCAUUCCUAGGUAAAGAAAGAAAAUGCAUGCUUGCUUCAAUUCAGCACAAAAAUGAUAAAUAGGUAUAGAAAUCAAUUACUCACCCAUCUUGCCAUGAUUUCCAGCAUUGCACUUGGCUAUGAGAGUUGUGUCUUAUUUUUCGAUACUUUAAGACUGCGGGUAAUUUCAGCACAAACAAGAAUGUUGUAAAGUAGUUACAUUGGGCAAAAAGCUUUGAAAGAGCUGGUUAUCAUGACGAAUUGAAGAUAAAAA